Messenger RNA from Ipomoea nil (Japanese morning glory), 4399 nucleotides. Its product is annotated as auxilin-like protein 1. The transcript has 8 exons. Gene Ontology annotation, biological process: clathrin-dependent endocytosis; clathrin coat disassembly. Bases 59 to 4165 code for a protein of 1368 amino acids. Lineage: Eukaryota; Viridiplantae; Streptophyta; Magnoliopsida; Solanales; Convolvulaceae. The record is from RefSeq and is a predicted model, not a curated record. Gene Ontology annotation, molecular function: clathrin binding. Gene Ontology annotation, cellular component: cytoplasm; vesicle; intracellular membrane-bounded organelle.
UACACUUUUGUACGUAUAUUCAGAUAACUUAAGAGAUAGAGAGAGAAGGUUCAUUUCCAUGGAGAAUCUCUCGCAUUCUUAUUCCAAGAGGAGUUACCAUGGAAAUGGCUUCACAACCAAAACGAGCAAGUCUCUUUACGACGACGUUUUCGGAGGUCCGCCGAAGUUGGGUGUGCCAACGCUCUCUCCGCGCCUCGAGGACUACACCGAGAUUUUCGGCGGCUUCCACUCCUCCCGAACUUCCUCCAUUCCGAUUCUGGAUCUCCCGGCGGUCGACGAGGAGCUCCCUCUCGAUGUCCGGACCUCGCAGUUCGACUACUCUGAGAUUUUCGGGGGGUUCAACGUUGUAGAUUUUGCGCUUUCCUACGAGGAUUUGGUGAGACAGUCCAGUGCUGGCUACAAUUCUUCUGAUGAGGCCUGGAGUCCAGCUCAAAGUGAAUCUCUCUCAGAUGAUUCUGAUCCUUCUGCUUUUUCUGAAAGGAGUCAGAGCAUGCCCUAUGAUGAUAUGCAGUACUCAAUUAAUGAUGUUAAGCAGUUCAAUGUCUCAUAUCACGGGUCUAAUGAGAGAACUGAUGUGGAUGGUUCAGACGUGAUGACAGAUCGGUUGCAGGCUGCUUCGGGAUACCAGAGUUCAAGAAAUACAGAAGAUGGGAAGUUUCCUAUAGAGGCAACUAUUGAUGUCAGCCAGGGUAUGAGUUUUGGUGGAAGCAUUUCAGAAGAAAACCAAUAUAAGAAAAGUGCUUCCCAUUUCACAAACAGCAGUUUUGGAGUUUACGGAGAUGAUCCAGAACCUACAAAGCUGCCCUUCUUCAGUGUGACUGACAUCAGCUUACGAACUAGGCCUUCUCAAUUGCCACCACCAUCAAGACCGCCGCCUGCGUUUGCAGAGACAAGCCAAUCUAAUAGACCAAAUUCAAGACUCCAUACUUCCAAGAAUUAUGCUUGUGAACGAAUACCAGGUGAAGCUCCAUUGCCCUUUUUUGCUGCGGAAGUCGAUGCAAGUUCAUCUACUGAAAUGAUAAAAGAUGCAAUGGCAAAAGCGCAAGCAAAGGUUCGAAGUGCAAAAGAAUCUAUGGAAAAGAAGAAGCAAGAUCUAAAAAGUUGUAAACAGCGUCUGCAGAGCAAUACUAUGGAGGGAAUUACAAGCAAGACUUUUGAUGAACCUGCCCAUCACGAGGAUAAUAGAGUGCCAGGAAAGUGUGAAAAAGAAGCUGGUCAACAUGAACCAUUUUCUGAAGAAAGCAAAAUAGUUAAGAAGACAAAUAAGGUUGAUUUAGAUCUGUCUGAAGGAGGGAAUUCCAUCAAUUUUGCUGGAAAAUCUUCAGAAAUCAAGCAGGAGGAAGGUUAUUCUCAAGGAGCUCAUAAAACUGACAGAACUGUUGCAUGGAGGGAAGCAAUGGAAUUCUUUGAAGUGACUGAAACAUUCCUACCUCAGGACGCAUCUCAGAAACUUAAAUAUGAGAUGAAACACAUGGACUCACAUGAGCACCAACAGCCAAUUAGAGCAGCUGCUGAUGCAUUUGGACAGCAUGAAAACUGCAAAACAUUUAGACCUGCCAAAGGGGCUCCUGACUGGGAAGAAAACAAGGAACAACUAAAAAUGAACAAAGAGGCUUUUGAGUUGGGUGAGGAGUGUGGAAGAUCUGGUAGAGUGGAUCAAGAUCCAUUUGAACUUGAUUUAAAUUUGGGAGAAUCACAGCAGCAGGGACAAAUUUCAGGGUUAAAUAACAACGGAUAUAAACAUGAUGUGGUCCCCAGUGAAUCUGAGCAGAAUAUGGACAAAUUUAGAGCUAAACCAAAACCAAACCAUGACUGUGAUCGAUUUGAUAAUGAAAAGAGUGUCAUGGAUGAUGCAAGGGAAGUGAAUGGAAAAGAGCCAAAAAUGGACUUGGAGAAGGAAGAAUAUGAGGGAAGACAUAAUGCUUCUGUUGAAAAAAUAUCAAAUGAAAAUAUUUUGAAGCAUGGUCUUGAGCAGGAGAAAAGAGAUGAGCAACAAGAAGGGGACUCUGGAGGAAAGGAAAAAAAUGUUGAACAGGAGGCUCUUGAAAUAAACAAAAAUGGAAACAGAAUUAAAGAAUCUCUUUGGGAAGAAGAUGUUGAGCAGGAAAUCAAAUGGGAAAGCAAAAUGAAUGACAAGAUAUUGAAGAUGGAUCUUGAACAAGAAGAAAAUAAGGGACACAAAGAAGUGGCUUCUAAUAGUGAGGAUCAUGAUAAGAUCAGGGAUGCUUUUAAGUGGGAGCAUGGUUGCAAGCAAUUUCCUACAGCUUUCCCGAAGAAUGAACCUGAAGAAAAAAACCAGGAUCAUGAAAGAGAGGAAUGUCGGGUGGGACCUUGUAAUUCUUGUGAAGGAAAUGGAGGUGGGGUGAGAAUCACAAAGUUUCAAGAGCAAGAACAAGAUGAACUGAGAACAGCCACAACUUCUGAGGUAGAAGUUGAUAACAUAUCUGAAGAAGCUGAUGAGCUUGAUGAUAUUGAUUGGAUAAUUGAAGAUCACUGUAAGCUCGAAGAAUUGAGUGAACAGGCCAAGAACAAUGAAGUGAUUGGGAUGGAUGGGACGAAUGCUGCUACAUUUGAUAGGGCCUAUGAACCAAGUUUUGAUGAGAAGGUGGAUGUGAGCCAAAUGUCUGAGAAGCUUGAGAGAAGUUUUAAAAAGCUGGAAGAAACUGAAGUAGCCUUUAUGCAUGACAAUGAAAAGAUAAAAGCUGAACAUGAAGAUGGUGAAGAAGAAGCAGAAGUUGGAGUGAAUAAUCUGCCGGUUGAAGAAAGAUUCAACUCAUCCAGUGAAAAACAAGACAACUCGCAACGUAAAGUUGUCAGAAAUCCACCAUCUUUGGAUGGGCAUCUGACAAACUCCCAAGAAAUUGGCAUUGGCAUUGGGAAAUUGCAUGUUGAAAAGGAAAAUUUGGCCUCUCAAAUGGCAUGCCAUUCUGAAAAUGUAAAAGCAACAACUUUUGAAGGGCAGAAAGGGAACAGCAAUGGGGGAUUGCAGUUUCCCAUCAACAAGGAGGUUACUAAAGAGAAGUUUUCACGUCAAGUUGUUAGGAAUUGGUCUGACAAUGGAAGGAAAAUUGGAGAAGCUCUGUCAGCUGUUCUAGAAGAUGGUGAGACCCCAUCACAGACAGAUCAAAGAAGCACUAACAAGAGCACUGGAAGAGAAGAGAUUAUGUCAAAUGAAGGCAGGAUUCCUAAAGAGCUAAAAGUCGAAAGACAGGCAAAAGAGCAAGAUCUGGAGGGUGAAUAUCUAAAAAAGAUAGAAGAAGAGAGGGAGAGAGAAAGGGAAAGAGAAAAGGACAGGAUGGCUGUGACUGGUGAUACUCUUGAAAAGUUGUAUGCUCAAGCCCGAGAGAGAUCAGAAAGAGCUGCUGUAGACAGAGCCGCUACUGAAGUAGGGCAAAAGGCUACAGUAGAUAAUCGAGGAAGAUUAGAGAAGCCAUUCGUGGAUGCUAGGGAGAAAUAUUUAGGUGAGAAGGCAUCUGCAGAGUCUAGGCUCAGGGCAGAGCGUGCUGCAGUAGAGAGAGCAACUGCAGAGGCUCGGCAGCGUGCCUUUGAGAAGGCAAUGGCUGAGAAGGCUGCCAAUGAUGCACGAGAACGAGUGGAGAGAUCAUAUUCUGAUAGAUUUUCUGGGAGUACAGAAAUGAGAACCCGCUCUUUCUCUUCUAAUAUUCCGGACCAACAGAAUCCACAACCCUCGAAGUUGAGAUAUUCAUAUUCUUCAGCUAAUGCUGGCAUUGAAGGUGAAUCACCUCAGAGAUGUAAAGCUCGCAUAGAGAGAUAUCAAAGAACAGCUGAGCGUGCUGCCAAGGCUCUUGCAGAGAAAAACAUGCGUGAUCUUCUUGCUCAAAGAGAGCAAGCAGAGAGGAAUAGAUUGGCAGAAGCUCUAGAUGGUGAAGUUAAGAGAUGGUCAAGUGGGAAAGAAGGGAAUUUGCGGGCAUUGCUUUCAACAUUGCAAUAUAUUCUUGGGCCUGAUAGCGGUUGGCAGCCAGUUCCAUUAACAGAAGUCAUAACUUCUGCAGCUGUAAAGAAAGCUUACAGGAAAGCCACUCUAUGCGUCCACCCUGACAAAUUACAGCAACGGGGCGCAACCAUUCAGCAAAAGUAUAUAUGCGAAAAGGUCUUUGAUCUUCUAAAGGAAGCUUGGAACAAGUUCAACUCAGAGGAGCGGUAGGCGGUAGCCAAGACAUCAAUCCGGCUAUAGUGCUGCUGCAGCUGUAAUUUAUACCAUUACCAAGUCAGGGUUUUUUUUACCCCUGGCUAUCUUUUACUCUUUAGCUUUGUGAAUGUAAGCUCCAGGCUUCCAGCUCCAAGAAAUUUGGAUUUUAAACAUAUUUCACACGAAGACAAGAAACACAAAGGUUUUUUCUUAGUAAUGCAAAGGUUUUGAAUUUAAAUUAUUCUCCCC